CGGCGCGGGGCGGUGGGGCCCCAGGAGGAGGGGCCGGGCCCCGCCGGGCGCCGCCAUGGCCGAGAGUCGGGAUAUGUUCGACUCCAUCGUGAUGGCGGAGGAGAGGUUUCAUGGGGAAGGGUUUCAGGAAGGCUACGAGGAAGGCAGCAGUUUGGGUAUAAUUGAGGGAAGACAGCACGGCACGUUACAUGGAGCUAAGAUCGGAUCUGAGAUCGGGUGCUAUCAAGGUUUUGCCUUCGCGUGGAGAUGCCUCCUGCACGGCUGUGCCACCGAGAAGGACAGCAAGAAGAUGAAGGUCUUAGAGUCGCUGAUCGGGAUGAUUGAGAAGUUCCCUUACGAUGACCCGACGUACGAGAAACUUCACGAGGACUUAGACCAGAUCAGAGGGAAGUUUAAACAGCUUUGUUCUUUGCUAAACGUCCAGCCGGACUUUAAAGUGAGCGCGGGAGGCGCCGGGCUUUCGUUCUGAGGCUGCCGGGCGAACAAAGACCGCACGCCCAGGAGCAGGUGUCCGUGUGUCCCGCGCCCAGCUGCGAGCAAGGUGGACAAAGCGGCGCGUUCAUGGCUCCCUGAGGAGGGUUCCGGUUGGCGGCGAAAGGCUGUUCCCCGCCGUGGCCGGCCCCGGGGCCUGGGUGCCCCCCGGGCCUCUCCUGCGGCCUG
Molecule: messenger RNA, 660 nt
Organism: Talpa occidentalis (Iberian mole)
Lineage: Eukaryota; Metazoa; Chordata; Mammalia; Eulipotyphla; Talpidae
Gene: LTO1
Product: LTO1 maturation factor of ABCE1
Exons: 5
Coding region: 56-469 (137 amino acids)
Source: RefSeq, a predicted model, not a curated record